Molecule: messenger RNA, 213 nt
Organism: Dentiscutata erythropus
Lineage: Eukaryota; Fungi; Glomeromycota; Glomeromycetes; Diversisporales; Gigasporaceae
Source: the annotation of a GenBank genome assembly
AGAGGAGAACUAAUGCUUAGCCCUUAUACGAUGUGGAAAAUAAAGCUUGAACCUACAGACAAAGCUGAUUUUAGUGAACUAAAUAAAUAUAAAAAAGAAGUAGACUUAGAGUUAGUAGGACGUGGGAAAUAUAUAAGAGAUAGAAAAGGUAGCGAUGAUUUGAAUCUCAUGGUGGAAGACUACUAUAAAGAAUAUAAAAUCGAUAUUUUUUAA